GCCCGUCGUGCUGAAACAAACCGCUGGGCGUUAUGGAAACCUACCCGAUCAGCGAAAUGGUCACCUGCUUCUCGAGAGAAACUGGAUCAAGUGGAGAACUCAAAUCCCUCACGUCCAGUUUGAGAAUCCCAUAUCACGCAGCUUCUAGAUGUUCAGCUGCGAUGUUUUAACUUGCAAUCCUCGCUGAAAGCGCGAAGUCCGUGCACCACCAUCGUGGCUCGAAACCAGCAAAAUCGGCGCUCCUCUUCUCCACACAUGUCCCCGAGCAAUUGGAGUGCACGCAACUUCAAUCGUCACAUUAGCAAACCAAAAUCGGAAGGCACGUUCACGAUUCGAUUUCCACACCCAGAUUUUCUCACAGGCCACAAGGAAACUCGAAGUGCCUUUCUGUCUUCCUCCAUGCCUCGUGCGCCAUACCCAAACCCAAACCCGUGGUUCCCGUACACAUCAGUCUAGCAAAGGCGGAAAUUGAAUGAACACUCGACGCUGCCUAAAUCGGGGAAUAUCACGAUCGUCGCGGAGAUCGAAAGCCGGGCAGGGACUGCGGGGGCCGCCGAGACGAGGGUUCGGAGCAUGCGCUGUCAGGCCGGUCCGUGUUCGAGCUCGACGAGGGGCAGAUCGGUGGCGGAUGGUUCGAAUGCUGACAUCCCGCCCGAGCAAGACACGGUGCGCUGCUAGAGCGGAGGAGACGUUCGAGCUCUGGAAGACGUUCGAUCGGCUGCCGUUGCCGCUGGUCCGCUCCCGAGACGGCCGCGGUCCAAGAACGUGCGCGGAUCUCAUUCUCGAGGCGGGGCUCGAGUGUCUGCGUCUGUGUCGAGUGGCGUGGGCGGAGCAACGAUGCAGCAGCAGCAGCCGGCGGGCCCAGUUCAGCAGCAGCAGCAGGGAGGCUCGCCGCCACCAGUCGUCAAGCUGCUCGAAUUGCGCCCUUCGGUGAACAGCACCGUCAAUACGCAGUUCAUAAUUCUCGAGAAGGGGCAGUCGUCGCGGCUCAAUGAGGGCGGCCCCAUGGUCUGCGUUGCUCUCGUGGCCGAUGCCACCGCUGCCGUGCAUCUGCAGUUGUGGGGCAAUGAGUGCGAUGCCUUCAAUCCGAGCGACAUCAUCCGGCUCACCAAUGGGCUCUUCUCCUAUCACAAGAAUAACAUGGUCCUCCGAGCGGGGAAGAAAGGAUCUAUGGAGAAGAUAGGCGAUUUUUCCAUGGUGUUUGUGGAGAAUCCGAAUAUGAGUAGGCUCCAGUGGGUGCAGGAUCCGACCACAAAGCUCUGGAUGCCUGUUGGGUUGGGCCAGCAAGCGUCUGGAGCAUUGUUGAGAAAUCCCAGUGGUGGAAUGCAUCACGAGAGGUACUGACAAAUUGUUACCAAAGGUUCGAUCUUAAGUUCGAUCUGUAUAGUAUAAUUGUGCAAUUGUGCGAGUUUAGUGUGCGCUGAAGGCACUGUCAGAGUACAGCCGACAAUCAGAGGGAAUCCUUCCCGAAAUUUUAUGACACAGUGGAAAUCAUGAUCUUGGAUUCUGAAUUCUUCUUCUGUGAAGUUUUCUUAAUCGAGUUUUGGUACUCCGGUGGAUGCGGAAAAUGCUGAAUGAAGUCAGAAUUGAGUACAAACGAAAGCAUUUGAUGUCGUACCAUAUCUUUACACUUUUCUCUCGAGGCUUGUCCUCGGCUGUUGUCACAUGUCCAUCACCACUUCAUCCGCACAUAAUCUUUCACCGUCCAAUUGCUCAAUCGCGGUUUGAAAGUUCAUGUCAAUCGUCAGAUCGAGAGUGAACUGAGACAUGGUGGAAUGGUCUAUUAAGCUUCACGGAAUUUGAUCGCGAGAUUUCGUCACGGAGAUGUCCUUAACGUUUCGGAUUGCCCUCUGCUCCCCGCUCAAUCAUCAAAACUCACCGCGCGUGGACAUUCAUUUGUUAUUAAUUUCAAAUUGGCAGCAUCUGCACAAAAUUCUCGUUCCUGCGAACAUAUCUUGGAUACAUUCUCGCAUCUACCAACAAGUUGCCAUUCUAACCAGCUGUAUCCAGAUACAACCAUUUUAAGUUUCAUUAUAGUGAAACUGUGUAGCGG
This is a messenger RNA of Marchantia polymorpha subsp. ruderalis, 2053 nucleotides long. The record is from the annotation of a GenBank genome assembly. Lineage: Eukaryota; Viridiplantae; Streptophyta; Marchantiopsida; Marchantiales; Marchantiaceae.